This is a messenger RNA of Aspergillus piperis CBS 112811, 1176 nucleotides long. RefSeq lists its product as uncharacterized. The coding region runs from base 1 to 1176 and encodes 391 amino acids. Gene Ontology annotation, biological process: regulation of transcription by RNA polymerase II. The transcript has a single exon. The record is from RefSeq and is a predicted model, not a curated record. Gene Ontology annotation, molecular function: DNA-binding transcription factor activity, RNA polymerase II-specific. NCBI's taxonomy places the organism in Eukaryota, Fungi, Ascomycota, Eurotiomycetes, Eurotiales, Aspergillaceae.
AUGGACUGCGAUUAUGCAGUUGGUGAACUGGUUAAUAGGGGCUCGCCAUCGUCAAACCUACCGGAGGGCAAUCGGCGACAGUCGGCGCAGGAUGACGGGCAUACAUACAUCUCCUCAUUCCUAUUCGACUUCCAAAUACCAAAAAGGAAACAUAGUCGACGAUAUAAGUUGCGUCCUCCGUACGCAGUCUUGGGAGAGGGGAUUUCAUCGGCCUUGACUAACUACCCGUUUGAAUUUUCUGCGCUGGAUAUGGAGCUAUUUCACAACUACCUGUCAUCCACGUCCCUGACCCUGGCUGAGGACGAAGCAGGUCGGCAACUCUUGCAGACAAGGCUUCCAGAGCUGGGUUACUCUUUCAAUUACGUGCUGCGUCUUCUAUUGGCCUUCAGUGGGUUUCACAUCGCACACUUACGGGAGCGCUGUCCUCAGCAGAUCUCUCGUGCCACUAAGCCCUACGUGGAACGAGCUGAGCAGCAUUUCGCUAUUUCCCUUCGUCAACUCAUACCAUCUGUGACCGAAUUGAAUCCUAACACCUACCAUGCACUGUAUGCGGCGUCGUCAUUCAUGUGCUUCUGCACGCUAGCUAGAGGCCCACAGCCCGGUGACUACCUGGCGUUCAGCAGUACUGGCCAAGCGCAGUGUUUGACGCUCCUGCACGGUGUUCGGUCGAUUCUCCAGAUGACAGAGCGGAUGUCAACGCACGCGGGAGCCGGUCCAAGACACCACCAUAGUGCAGAAUCUACAACAGCUCAUCAUGAAGCACAAGUAUCACCGUUUUCUGAAGAAAAUGUCGCUCCGCUGGGUCAGAUUCGCCAGUUAUUGCUUAAUGAGCUUGAACAAUCUGAUCCGAGGCAUUCGACAUAUUGUAAAGUCCAUGAAGACCUGGUCUCGGUUUUUCAUUCAUUAAGAAGCCCAAAACACCAUUUGCCAAGGGGAGCACGCUUCCCGUACAUUUUUGGCUGGCUUUUUCGGCUUCCAGGGCUUUUCGUCGCCGAUCUACAUGAGCAGCGGCCACUCUCGCUGGUAUUGUUCGCAUUUUUCGUCGUCUUACUGAAAGACAUAUCUUGCUAUUGGUUUAUGGAGGGAUGGCCGGAGCAUAUCAUGGCCGGAAUCUACCAUCAUCUUGAUGAAAAGCAUAGACCUUUGAUCCAGUGGCCAAGGGAGAAAAUCAGUUAG